GCGGUAUCCAGGAAGUGGCGUCACUAGCGUCCUUGGAGCAGCAAUAUGGCGCCCAAAGGCAGAAGACGCGGUGUUCUCUCCUCCACCCCUCUUGAAAUCCUCUUCUUCCUAAAUGGUUGGUACUGUGCCUCCUACUUCCUAAUCGAGGCUCUCGUAUUCCUGUAUAAAGGGCUGAUUCUACCUUAUCCCACAUCUAACCUGGUUCUGGAGGUGGUGAUGCUAGUUCUUUAUCUUGGUAUUGAAGUCACACGUUUAUAUCUAGGUUGUCGGGGUAACCUUUGUGAACGGAAGCUGCCCCUGGUGGUGAGUGUGGGUCUCACUGUCCCAGCUGGAAUGAUGGCGUUAUAUUUUCUGCUACUUCAGACGUACGCAUUGCGCCUGGAGACCGUGCUGAGCUGUAUCCUCUUAGUUUUCUACGGCUUGGAGGUCAUACUGAGUGUUACUGCUCUGAUCACGUUCUGCAGAGAUCCAUCCUACUGAGUGUUUGAAGAACAACAGGACGCCCCUCUUGGUCUCCUGAAUAACCCUCCUCUGUUUGCUGUGCAAAUCAUCAGGGUCCUGACAUCUCCAAGACCCUCAUUCACUAUGCUGUGAAGUUUUUUUUUUUGUUUUUUUUUUCCUUUUUCUGCAGCUCUGUGUAAGCCACCAUAGCGUGGCAACUGUCUGUGUGUUUUAGAGGUGAAGAUGUGUUUUUAUUUCACUGCUGUGUAUAUUACUUGUGUACAAAAAAAAUAAAAAAAAAAUAUUUUUUGUAAAAUAAAAAAAAA
Spea bombifrons (plains spadefoot toad) is the source of this 767-nucleotide messenger RNA. RefSeq names its product transmembrane protein 216 (gene TMEM216). NCBI's taxonomy places the organism in Eukaryota, Metazoa, Chordata, Amphibia, Anura, Pelobatidae. The transcript is spliced from 6 exons. Gene Ontology annotation, biological process: non-motile cilium assembly. Bases 46 to 480 code for a protein of 144 amino acids. Gene Ontology annotation, cellular component: ciliary transition zone. The record is from RefSeq and is a predicted model, not a curated record.